Molecule: messenger RNA, 1371 nt
Organism: Saprolegnia diclina VS20
Lineage: Eukaryota; Oomycota; Saprolegniomycetes; Saprolegniales; Saprolegniaceae
Exons: 2
Coding region: 1-1371 (456 amino acids)
Source: RefSeq, a predicted model, not a curated record
AUGCGCGGACUCGCAUUUGUCGCUGUUGUUGUCGCCGCGGUCGCCCACGCCGCCGCCGCCGGCAUGGGUGUCUGCUACGACAUUUACGACGCCAACAACAUUGACAAGCACUUCCGCACGAUCAAAACGCGCUUCUCGGCCGUCCGCACGUACCAGACGUCUCUCUGGACACCACGCAACGUCAUUGACGCCGGUGCGGACAACGGCCUCGCGGUCUACGCGGGCAUUUGGCUCCGGGAUGGCAUGGACUUUAACAAGGAACUCCAGGCGGUGAUUGACGGCCACUACCGCCACCCGGGCACGCUCCAAGCCGUGUUUGUCGGCAACGAAGACCUCAUGAACAACUGGAACCAGUGGGCGAUUCGGGACAAGGUCAACGCCGCACGCAGCCGUCUCCGGUCGGCGGGGAUCAAUGUGCCGGUCGGGUCGGUGCAGACCGACGGCGACUGGCUCAAGAACCGGGAUCUCGCCAACGCGUGCGAUAUCAUGGGCGUCAACAUCUACGCCUUCUUUGGCGGGUCGCCCGUCUCGUGGACCAACCCGAUCGCGGACUUGGACGCGCGCUGGAAGGCGAUGACGCAAGCGUUUGGCGGCAACAAGGUCAUGCUCACGGAAACCGGGUGGCCCCACGGCGGCGGCAACAACGGCAACCAUGUCUCCAACCGCGGGAACGCGAUCGACUACUUCACCAAGGUCCAGGCAUGGGUGAACGCGGGCAACGGCGGCGCGGCGCCCAUGUACUUCAUGUUCCACGACAACCGGCGCAAGUAUGGCUUUGAAGGGCAGUUUGGCCUCGCGGACGCCGACAGCAACUGGAAGUUUGACUUUGGCUCGUCGGGCCCGGCGCCGAUCGUCGACGACGACCCGCGCUUGAGCUCGCCGUUCCAGCUUAUUACGUCGCGCAACAAGGCGCUGCGCGAGUUCUAUGGCGCGGCGGCCGCCAAGGACAACAACCAAGACAAGUUUACGCUCUGGUCGUACGACCGGUCGUCCCAGACGCUGCGCAACCUCGGCGCCAACCAGUGUCUCGACGCCUACUACGAGAGCAAUGGCCGCCCGCGCGUGCACCUGUUCGCCUGCGACGGCAACAACGACAACCAAAAGUGGCGCGUAGUCGACAACAAGGUCCUCCACGCCCGGUUCUCCAACCUCUGCUUGGACGCCGACCCGAACGACCCGAACGAAGCCGUCCAAGUCUACGCAUGCGUCGGCAACAACGACAACCAAGUCUUCCGCAUCUCGGACGCCGUGCAGCACGUGCGUCUCCAGUCGCCAGCGUUCAACCGCGCACUCGGUGUCGGUGAAAACGACCAAUGCCAUGACGCGAGCGCGGUCUGGGUCAAGUACCAGCAACUGGAGUUCCAAGUCUAA